Anopheles arabiensis is the source of this 1182-nucleotide messenger RNA. RefSeq names its product luciferin sulfotransferase (gene St2). Gene Ontology annotation, biological process: sulfation. Gene Ontology annotation, molecular function: sulfotransferase activity. The transcript is spliced from 2 exons. The record is from RefSeq and is a predicted model, not a curated record. NCBI's taxonomy places the organism in Eukaryota, Metazoa, Arthropoda, Insecta, Diptera, Culicidae. The coding region runs from base 132 to 1115 and encodes 327 amino acids. Gene Ontology annotation, cellular component: cytoplasm.
CGGCCACAGUUUUAGCCGGUGCAUGGACGGUGAAAGUGAUUGCUAGUAUUGCUAGUGGUGUUCGAUCGCAGGAUCUAGUUCUCGCAAGUCUUAUUCGCACCCUAAUAAAGUCCGCAAAGUUUAGUGUCAGAAUGAACUUCGAGUACAAUCCGCUCGGCGAUGAGUUUAGAGAACGGUUGGAAGCGUUCUUUGGUCGUCAGGAUCACUUCAUCGAGGUUAAUCCGGGUCGAGUGGUUAUGCCGAAAGCAUUCGCCGAUAUAGGCGAUUCGAUCCGUGAUUUACCGAUCCGUUCAAACGAUGUGUGGCUAAUGUCUUUCCCAAGGGCUGGAUCGACCUGGGCUCAAGAGAUGGUUUGGCUGCUGGGUAACAAUCUCGACUAUGAGGCAGCCCGCAAUCAAUUACAGCAAGUCCGCACACCCUUGCUCGAGCUUUCGGCCAUCUUUUCCGACGAUCGCAGUGUGGAAGACACCGUGACCCGUCAUGAAAAAAUUGAUUCAGUGCAGUGUGUUCAGCAGAUGGCCGGACGGCGGUUCAUCAAAUCGCAUCUACCCUGGCAGCUUCAUCCACGCGAGAUGGACAACGUGCGCCCAAAGAUCAUCUAUGUGGUUCGAAAUCCCAAAGAUCUUUGCGUGUCGUAUUACUAUUACUGCCAGCUAAUCCAUCGGUCCGAAGGUACGUUCGAAGAGUGCUGCGACAUCUUUCUGGCGGACCAAGCCCCAAUCGGGCCAAUGUGGGCCCAUGCACUGGCUUUCUGGAAGCGACGCAACCAGGGCAAUAUUCUUUUCUUGAAGUACGAGGACAUGAAGCGCAACUUGCCGACCGUGAUAAGACAGUGUGCUGAAUUUCUGGAAUUUGGCCGUGCCUUGACCGACGAGGAGGUGCAAACAAUGUGUGAUCACCUGCAGUUUGAACGGAUGCAGCGCAACCCCGCCGUUAAUCUGGAGCCACUGAUGAAAGAUUCACCGAUCAUCCAGAAUGAUGCAGGAGUGAAGUUCAUUCGCAAAGGCGAGAUUGGCGAUUGGAAAAAUCACAUGGACUCGGCAUUGUCUGCACGAUUCGACAGCUGGAUAAGAGACCAUUUUGAAGGCAGUGGAUUGGAGUUUGACUAUGAAUGACGUAUGGAAUAAAAUAUCGGUAUAAACGAGUUAUAAUUGGGAGACUAUUCCCCUUAUCAAAUGGUGA